AGUACGUGAGAAAGUGUCAAAUGGGGUUUGGUAUUGAACCUAUCAUCACAAUGUCCGUACUUUCCGGACUAAUUGUGCUGCUUUUGCCACUGCUUGUGCGAAAGGGGCCAAACCGAGGGUGGGCAACGACUUACAUGCACCAGAUGAACCCUCUGUUUGGUCCAAUUCUGCACAACACCACGAUUCUUCUCAUGCAAAAGGAGUGGGCAGGCAUGUACCCACACGGAAUUCAAGAAGCUGGUCACGAAGCUGUCGUUACGGCCAGUCAUUGAUCAAAACCACGAAUCUUUUGAUUAAAAUUUUUUGAACCUGAGACAAUUUUAGAUGAAUGCUGCAUUCCGCAAUAUUGCAAGUAAUUUCCCAUCAAAUGUUAAUUGGUCUGAAUUUUCGAGCUGUAAUUUAUUUGACUAUUGCGUUCAGCUUUGUGCAUUCCAAGUCCG
Molecule: messenger RNA, 440 nt
Organism: Notodromas monacha
Lineage: Eukaryota; Metazoa; Arthropoda; Ostracoda; Podocopida; Cyprididae
Source: the annotation of a GenBank genome assembly